Striga hermonthica is the source of this 1521-nucleotide messenger RNA. NCBI's taxonomy places the organism in Eukaryota, Viridiplantae, Streptophyta, Magnoliopsida, Lamiales, Orobanchaceae. The record is from the annotation of a GenBank genome assembly.
AUGUCGACCACGAGCUCAAGCACUGGUCCUGAAGACAUGUUCCAGCUGAAAGUCAUGGUCAACCGGCAGCGAACGAAGGUGCUGUUUGCUGAGGCCGACAGUGACUUUGCUGAUCUCCUGCUGAGCUUCUUGACAAUACCGUUGGGCACGAUCGUCAGGACGCUGAGGCGCUAUGACGAGCCCCAACUGGGAAGCCUAACAACACUAUACUACAGCCUGUCCAGGUUGGACAACGCCCUCUUCUGGACAGCUGGCGGUAAGCAAAUGCUGCUCGACGCAAGGAACCCGCUCAAGGCCGAGUGUAGCAGGAUAAUGCUCAACGUGGAUGAAUCCGGUUCAAUGACUGGCUUCAGGUGUGGGGCCCACAGCUGCAGGCGUGAGAGGUCCCCGAUUGUGACCUUAUACCACAGCAUGGGAACUUGCGAUUGCGGUGGGCCUCUGGACAAGUCGAUGGGCCCAUUGGAGCCCGGGAUUCUUGAUAACCGACAAUCACAAGGUGACCGUGGGGGGGUUUUUGUCGAGAAGGGCACGGUGUUCUUGAUAACCGACGAUCUCAAGGUGGCGCCUCUUGUGCCCGGGCGCUUCUUGGAAACUCUGGUCGAUCUCGGUGUGACUGUCGGGAAAGGAGCCAAGAUGUCGACUAUGAGCCUUGGGUACGAUGCUAUUAUGGAGUUGCUCAGGGGAUCUCUACUCUCCCGUACUCCACUAACCGACCUCUUUGUCCAGCAAUGUUGCUCAGACUCAGCUUUACCCGUAAAUUUACCGCUUCUGGCCUCAGUAAACUCGCCGGCCAACUCCAAAACCAUGAAAGUUAAAGCUGUCUUACGCAAAUCCAAUAACGAACUACUGUUUGUUCAUGCAGGGGAUGAUUUCGUGGAUUUCAUCCUUAGUUUGCUAACCAUCCCCUUGGGGAGGGCCUGUUUCCUCUUGGAGGGCAACACAUUGCUAAAAAACAUCGACAAUUUGUACAGGAGCAUAGCCGAGACUGUCGAUGAAAAGUACCUAAAGUUAAAAAACCGGCUAAUCAAACCCGAGCUUCCUCCAGGCUAUCUGUCCAAGAAUCAAAUCUUGCCCCUGGAAGAACGAACGGCACCCAAUAUUUAUUUUGUCGAGUCUUUUACCGUGGGCCCCAACAAGGAGAUAGAGAAAGGUUCUUGGAUGCGUUUUAAGGACCCAAAAGGGGAGGGGAGUUAUCUGAGGCAGCAUGACAAGUUUGUGGUGACGAGCGAUUUGACCGUGGAGCGUAUGGUCUCGGUCGAUGCGGCUCUCGUUUGGAUGCAAGUCGGUGCAUGGGAUGUGCAUGAAGUGGAGCUGGACAUCGGACUGGAACUGGCUUUGAACAUUUUGCGAGCAUCUCUUGUGUCAGAUCAUGCUUUGAGCAAGGGCCUAGAGCCUGCCAUAAUACAGAAGCUACAGCUUAGCUCGAGCUAUGGUUCUCAGGUGACUUUAUCAUAUGCUCGAGCUAACAUAGCGAAUGGAAUGAGUCGAGAUGAUGAACCUAAGAGGCGCGUAGAUUUUUGA